AUAACAAUAUCAAAAGAUAAAAACAGAGUUUGCUUUUAUAAGAUCAAAGAAGGUAAAAAAAGAAAUGGCAAAAUGGAGUGCGAUCGUAUUGAUAAUGAUGGUGAUGAUUGUUGCGGUCACAAUAGAAGCACAAGAAGAAAGUGGUGGGACUAUUUGUUUUCGCCAAUGUUCUCAGCCUUGUCGCAGUGACGACGGUAGUUGCUAUGAAAACUGUAAAAUCGAAUGCGGUGGUCCCAAGCCUCCCUUAUCUCGUCUACGAAGCUCACAUGCAUGAGAUGGCAUCAUCAAUGGAAGUUCGCGGAAGGAUAGGAUGAUAAAAAGAGAUUUGUAGCGGAUUUUUGAUCAUCUCUACUGUUUUUAACUUCACGUUUUAUAUUAUAAGAGUUUCAUUAAAAAGAUCAAUAAAACGAGAAAAUGUGGAAACAAACCUUGAGUUAAUUUUUCUAUCAAAAA
Molecule: messenger RNA, 453 nt
Organism: Arabidopsis thaliana (thale cress)
Lineage: Eukaryota; Viridiplantae; Streptophyta; Magnoliopsida; Brassicales; Brassicaceae
Product: plant thionin family protein
Exons: 2
Coding region: 65-274 (69 amino acids)
Source: RefSeq, marked reviewed